Gasterosteus aculeatus aculeatus (three-spined stickleback) is the source of this 576-nucleotide messenger RNA. RefSeq names its product LSM5 homolog, U6 small nuclear RNA and mRNA degradation associated (gene lsm5). Gene Ontology annotation, cellular component: Lsm1-7-Pat1 complex; U4/U6 x U5 tri-snRNP complex; U6 snRNP. The record is from RefSeq and is a predicted model, not a curated record. Gene Ontology annotation, molecular function: RNA binding. NCBI's taxonomy places the organism in Eukaryota, Metazoa, Chordata, Actinopteri, Perciformes, Gasterosteidae. Gene Ontology annotation, biological process: mRNA splicing, via spliceosome.
ACGAUUGAUUCUGGUUUCGAUUGCUUUCACCUGAUUAGUGACGUUCGUCUGUCGAUUGCUCCUGCCUGCUGCCAGUUGAAUGAACAUGGCGGCUACUCCAACCACGAAUCCGUCUCAGCUGCUCCCACUUGAGCUCGUGGACAAAUGCAUCGGCUCCCGAAUUCACAUCGUCAUGAAAACAGACAAAGAAAUCGUCGGCACCCUGCUGGGCUUCGACGACUUCGUCAAUAUGGUCCUCGAGGAUGUGACAGAAUUUGAAAUCACACCGGAGGGACGGAGGAUCACCAAACUGGACCAGAUCCUCCUCAACGGCAACAACAUCACCAUGCUCAUCCCUGGAGGAGAAGGUCCUGAAGUCUGAGACGAGAAUCAUCACUGACUAGACGGUGGAUUUAAUCCAUUUCCAUGUUGUUCUUCCUGAGUUUGUUAUAUUGUUGUUUUAUUGUUCCUUCUACGUCUUGAGUGAUGAAAAUAUUUUUUUAAGAUUCCCUAAUUUAGUAUUUGUUAAAUUUGAACUGUAUCGCACAGAAAUUCUUUUUAGAAAUAAAGAAUAAUUUGAGACACAUAACUAACAUC